AUGACGUCGCCAGCCGCCGCCGCCGCCGCUGCGUCCCCUUCGCCGCCGUCGUCCCCGUCCUCCACAGCAGCAGCACAAGCAGCAGCUCCAGUAGCACCGCGUCAAGCUCAAGACGCACCUCCCGCUCCCGCGCAGCCUCUCCCGCGCGCGCGUCAAAUCGUGAGCAUCAAUGACGAAGGCACGAACUUCUCGCUCGACGACGAGGCGCUCCAAGCGAUUUUCCAGCAAGUGCCGGACGACAUGAAGGUCGCGAUUGUAUCGGUCGUGGGCGCCUUCCGUACGGGCAAAAGCUUUCUGCUCGAUCUGUUCCUCCGCUAUUUGCGACACGCGCAAACGAGUGCGCGUUCAGCGCCUGCGAGCGACUCGUCUGCGAGCAUUGCGUGGACACUCGAAGGCGUGAGCGGCCGUCGUGAAGUGACGUUGGAAGGCAACUCGAACGUCGACCAGAGCGGGAGCGAGAAGGGCUUUUCGUGGCGCGCAGGGCGGAAACGCAACACGACGGGCAUUUGGAUGUGGGACACGCCGUUUCGGCGCACGAGUCAGAGCGGCGAAGAGAUUGCAGUGUUUCUCAUUGACACGCAGGGCAUGUUUGACUCGGAGACGUCGCAGAUGCUGACGGCCAGUAUCUUUGGCUUGAGCACGCUGCUGAGUUCGUACCAGAUUUACAAUGUCGACAAGCGCGUGCAAGAGGAUAAUUUGCAGCACCUUGCGCUGUUCACCGAGUAUGGACGGAUGGCGUUGUUUGGCGAUUCCAAGUCGAAUGAAGAGCGGCAAAUGGUGGAGCGGGCGACGUCGAUCGCUUCGACAGUGUUGUCCGAGUCCCCACGUAGUGUGGACAAGGCGGCGGCGUUCUCGGAAAGUGAGCGGGACGACGAUGAUGACGACGACGCGAAAAAGGACGAAGAGGGUAGUGAAAAAGAAGCGGCGCUUGACAACGAGGUUCGCCAGCGUGCACGUCCGUUUCAGCGUCUCGACUUUCUGGUGCGGGACUGGCAGGACUUUUCGCGAAACCAGACACUGGCCGAGAAGCGGGAAGACAUGAGGCAGUAUACGGCCGAGAUGCUCUCGUCUCGCAAGCAGAAGGACCUGGCGGACACGCGCGAACAGAUCAGCUCGUGCUUUGAAAAAGUAGCGUGUUUCUUGUUGCCCCACCCCGGCCACGCUGUGACGGAGCGCGAAUACGAUGGGUCGGUGGAAGCGAUUGACGACCGUUUUCUAGAGCUGCUGACAGCGUACCUGGACGAACUCUUUGCUCCGGCAAACUUAGUCCCGAAGAAGAUCCAUGGUAUCACUGUGAACUCGCGCGAGUUGUUGACGUACAUAAAGACAUACGCGGGACUGUUCCGCGAGGCGUCUAUUUUUCCCGAGGCAAAGACUCUACUGGAGGCGACUGCGGAAGCCAACAAUGUGAAUCAGCGCAACAAGGCUCUGCUCAUGUACAAACGCGAGAUGGAGAAGAUUGCGGGCUCAAAGUGUCCAUACGUCCCUGUGCAGGAUCUCAAAAAGUACCACCUAACGUGUUUGGAGAAUGCCAUGGCUUCGUUCGAUGAAGGCGCGCGCAUGGGUCGCCAUAGUGAGAUCGUGCGGUACCGCAGUGAAGUGGCCGACCAGAUCGAAGAGGAGUGUCACCGUUUCUUGGAGAUCAACGCCGAGCGUGAUCCGUACAAGAACCUGGAGUUCUACCUUAUUCCAGGGUGUCUAGCGCUGGCGCUGCUCGUGUUCCGCGUUUCGCAGGACCUCUUUUGUUACGAACACAUUGGCUACGACAUUCCACUCUACGACUGCAAGCAUGUGAGCCACACGCUAUCGCACUUGUAUUGGGCACUGAUCGUGUUCAUGCUACUGAUCAUGAUGUCGACUGGACAAGUGAUGUUCAAGCGCGUGAAGACUGUAAUUUCUAUCGUCCAAGCCGCGUUGGACGCUUCGAAAGACAACAGCAAGGAGAAGAAGGACUAG
This is a messenger RNA of Hyaloperonospora brassicae, 1956 nucleotides long. The record is from the annotation of a GenBank genome assembly. Lineage: Eukaryota; Oomycota; Peronosporomycetes; Peronosporales; Peronosporaceae.